AUGUUGUCUGCAAAGCAGCUCGGGCUGGCUGUGACCCUCCUGUCUAUGGGUAGCCUCAGCCACGCGGAGAGUAACAUUACUUCCGAUACCUACUUCUAUGGGCAGUCUGACCCAGUGUAUCCCUCGCCAAAUGGCACUGGGUCUGGUGACUGGGCUUCCGCUUAUCAAAAGGCUACAACAAUGGUUGCCAAGAUGACGUUAGAAGAAAAGAACAAUCUGACAUAUGGUGUCUCAACAAUCGAGAAUGGUUGUUCUGGUACCAUUCAGCCCAUCCCGCGUCUCGGAUUUACCGGCAUGUGCCUACAAGAUGCAGGGAACGGUGUGCGCUAUACCGACUUUGUGAAUAGUUAUCCGAGUGGUAUUCACGUCGGAGCUAGUUGGAACAAAUCUCUUGCUCAUGACCGUGGCUGGUAUAUGGGCGGUGAAUUUAGAAAGAAGGGCGUCCAGGUUGCUCUUGGGCCAGUUGUCGGGCCGCUGGGACGAACCACAACAGGCGGACGAAACUGGGAGGGCGUGUCAAACGAUCCAUACCUGGCUGGAGCCAUGGCCGCUGCCACUGUGGAGGGCACCCAAGGCCAAGGAGUGAUUACUAGCCUUAAGCACUAUAUUGCAAACGAGCAAGAGUUGUAUCGCAACCCUACCGUCAACUCUGAGAAUAAAACAGUUGCAUCUAUUUCAAGCAACAUUGACGACAAGACGAUGCACGAGCUGUAUCUUUGGCCAUUCCAAGACGCGAUCAAGGCUGGCACAGGAAAUAUAAUGUGUUCUUACAACCGCGUGAACAACUCCUAUGCCUGCCAGAACAGCAAAACCCUCAACGGUCUUUUGAAGACAGAACUCGGCUUCAAUGGAUUCGUUGUUACUGACUGGGACGCACAACACUCUGGGGUUGCCGCGGCUUUGGCUGGUCUUGACAUGGCGAUGCCGGAUGGUCAGUCCUUCUGGGGAAACAACUUUACCGAGGCAAUCACCAACGGUAGCGUCCCUGUGUCUCGUCUGGACGAUAUGGCAACUAGAAUCAUUGCGGCUUGGUAUAAGAUGGGACAAGACGAGUCGAGUUAUCCCGCCCCCGGAGUCGGCAUGCCCUACAAUGUUAGCGAGGCCCACGCAAUCGUCAAUGCGCUAGAUCGUGAUGCAAAGCCGACAAUCUAUGAUGGAGCCGUCGAGGGGCAUGUCCUUGUCAAAAACGUGAACAAUGCUUUGCCAUUCAGGUCGCCAAAGCUGAUCUCUGUGUUCGGAUACGAUGCGAAAGCCCCGGACCAGUAUAUGCCUGAUGGACAGUCUUUGCUUGGUAACCCGUGGCAGAUAGGCUAUGAGCCAGCCAUUUUCCAGCUUGCAGACGCGUUCUCAUCAACUAUGAUCAACGAGCCGGACUAUUUCCAGGCUGCGUUGAAUGGUACCCUCAGUGUUGGAGGCGGUUCGGGCGCGAAUGCUGGUCCUUACCUGAGUGCUCCCCUUGAUGCCCUCCAGCAACGCGCUUAUGAGGAUAACACUGUUGUUAUGUGGGAUACUGCUAAUAACCCUGGUACAAUGGGCCUGAUGGAGGCAUCGGAUGCUUGCCUGGUCUUUAUCAAUGCCUUUGCUUCUGAGGGAUUGGACCGUGCGGGAGCCUAUGACGCUUACUCGGAUGCCCUCGUCAAAAAAGUGGCUGAUACUUGUGCGAAUACCAUCGUUGUAAUCCACAACGCCGGCACGCGCCUGGUUGAUCAGUUUGUGGAGCACGAGAAUGUAACUGCACUAGUCUUUGCGCACCUUCCCGGCCAAGACUCCGGUCGAGCGUUGGUGUCUCUGCUGUACGGCGACGAGAACUUCAGCGGCAAACUCCCUUACACUGUAGCCAUGAACGAAUCGGACUAUAAAACGUUCUAUCACACCAGUGCAGUCACGCCCUAUGGACUAUUCCCGCAGUCCGAUUUCGAUGAAGGGAUCUUUACGGACUACCGCUUCUUCGAUGAGCAUGACAUCACUCCUCGCUAUGAAUUUGGAUUCGGUCUUUCAUACACAACCUUCUCCUUCUCCAACCUGAAGGUUUCUCCCGUGAAAAAGGGCAGCGCAGCUUAUCCAAGCGGAGCGAUUGAGCAGGGCGGAGCUGUGGAUCUGUGGGAUACUCUAGCCACAGUUACUGCUACAGUAAAGAACACUGGACGUAAGGCGGGUGCAGAGGUCGCACAGAUAUACAUUGGAAUCCCCAAUGGCCCGAUAAAACAACUGCGAGGAUUUGAGAAGGUCCUGAUCCCGGCCGGGAAGUCGGUUAAAGUCGAGUUCCCGCUAACCCGUCGAGAUCUCAGCACCUGGGAUGUUGUCGCUCAAAAAUGGUUACUUCAGAGCGGCAACUAUGAUGUUUAUGUUGGAUCGUCGAGUCGCGACCUGCCCUUGAAAGGUACCAUGGACGUUGUCACUAAGUCUGAUUCAUAA
Molecule: messenger RNA, 2415 nt
Organism: Penicillium macrosclerotiorum
Lineage: Eukaryota; Fungi; Ascomycota; Eurotiomycetes; Eurotiales; Aspergillaceae
Product: beta-glucosidase
Exons: 8
Coding region: 1-2415 (804 amino acids)
Biological process (GO): glucan catabolic process
Molecular function (GO): beta-glucosidase activity
Source: RefSeq, a predicted model, not a curated record